Trifolium pratense (red clover) is the source of this 1328-nucleotide messenger RNA. RefSeq names its product DEAD-box ATP-dependent RNA helicase 13-like. The coding region runs from base 689 to 1168 and encodes 159 amino acids. The transcript has 5 exons. NCBI's taxonomy places the organism in Eukaryota, Viridiplantae, Streptophyta, Magnoliopsida, Fabales, Fabaceae. The record is from RefSeq and is a predicted model, not a curated record.
UCGUAAUAUAUUUCUUUAGUUAAAAUAUUUUCUAGCCCCCACUAAUAAACAUUUCUGGAUCCGCCACCGAAAACCAAGAAAGGAUUUUCAAAUUGAUGAUGAUUAUCUGAACUUAUAUCCUCCUUAAUUACCCAAGAGAAGGCGUUUUUCAAAUUCUUUGUCAUUAGAAUAAUUUUGGAUAAUUGCACAAAUUUUAGACGGACACAUGUAGGGGCAUGGUGUGGCUUUAGCCACACCAGAUUUUCAGGAUUUAUUUUUUUUAAUAUUUUAACUCUCUCGUCUGUCACUUGAACACCACCACCAGUCUACUAUCACAACCUCCCCUUGAUUUCAUCCUAUUCCUUGUCUUAAAGGAAACAAAGUUUUCCUAUUCAAAAUUUCUACAGGAUGAGAUUUCAGAUCUAAAAUGAAACAAAGAAAAAUGAAAAUCUCUCUACAGGAAUUUCAGACAUCAAUUUGUUGUGAGACAGCUCCAAUUCAAUGGGAAAAGAGAGUUUGAGUGUUUAAUUUUACUCUUAAAGAGAUCGAUUGAAGGAGAAGUUUUUGAAAAUUUUAUUGAAGAAGAAGAGUGUUGUUUAUCUCUCUCUUUGUGGGUGUUGAAGAGAGAAUAGUUAAAAAGGGAUAGUGUUAUAUCUUGUGUUUCACCAAAGAAAUUUCUAGAUAUUACUAGAGAGUCUGGAAGAAAAAAAUGUAUGGAGUGCAGAGUGUUUCAACUUUCACCAAAGAGGAGAAGGCAGAAAAAAGCUGGUUUGAUCGGAAUGCUAGCUCAGUGGAUUUAGUCACUGAAAAUUAUGACAGUGAGGAGGAACAAGUUAAUAAAUGUAGGCAAAAGAAAGCCAUCUCUAAGCAAUUGAAGAAAUUGCAGACGGCUGGUGUAACACCCCUCCUUCAGGAACAAUUGCAACAAUUAACAAGGCAAAAAUUAAGUGAUCGCCAGGGUGCAGUAUUCGGCAAAAAGGGAAAAUUUGUUGUGAUCGGUCAAGAUUGUGUAGACGCACUUCAUGCACUUCGGAGUGCUGGGGAAGAGGUGCGCAUGGAUAUCAAGGAUUCAACACGACAGAAAAAUACCGUGAAUUCGAAAAGAAAAAGAAAAGAGGAGAAAACACGUUUACGUGAUCAACGUAAAAAGCAGAAGAGAAAGCAAAACAAGGAGGAUGAGGCCGAAUAAAUUUUUAUUCAUAUAACUUAUACAUUAGGUGAAAUUUUACAACAAAAUUGUCACGAUUUACUGUAUUUUUUUAUGGCAGCGUCUGUUGUUUCUCCUGCCUUGUUUUAGAACAACGAAUUUUGUAUGAAUAUGUCAGCACACAGAUAUAGUUUCUAUCGUA